Messenger RNA from Wyeomyia smithii (pitcher-plant mosquito), 443 nucleotides. RefSeq names its product 60S ribosomal protein L38 (gene RpL38). Gene Ontology annotation, cellular component: ribosome; cytosolic large ribosomal subunit. Bases 127 to 339 code for a protein of 70 amino acids. Gene Ontology annotation, biological process: protein-RNA complex assembly; translation. The record is from RefSeq and is a predicted model, not a curated record. Gene Ontology annotation, molecular function: structural constituent of ribosome. The transcript is spliced from 2 exons. Lineage: Eukaryota; Metazoa; Arthropoda; Insecta; Diptera; Culicidae.
GAUCAAACGCCAUGUUUGUAUACCUUUUUCUUUCUUUCUUUUUUGGAUUGUGAUAAACGUCAACAGCACACGUUCCAUCGGACUCGCAGAUUUUUCCGAUUUUUUAUCAAUUUAUACUAUCUUGAGAUGCCACAAGAAAUAAAGGAAGUGAAGGAUUUCCUCAUCAAGGCUCGUCGGAAGGAUGCCCGUGCCGUUAAGAUAAAGAAGAACGACAACAAUACCAAGUUCAAGAUCCGCUGCUCCCGGUAUCUGUACACGCUAGUGGUCCACGACAAAGAGAAGGCCGACAAAUUGAAACAAUCGUUACCGCCUGGUCUGCAAGUCAAGGAAGUGAAGUGAUUGUCCUAUUUUGAAAUGGUGUAAAGUGGGAAAAAUGAAAAUCAUCGUCAGUUGGUUCCAAUAAAUUCUCGGUUAAUGAUUGCCGAAAAUAUUUAACUAAACAA